Messenger RNA from Penicillium canescens, 4545 nucleotides. RefSeq lists its product as uncharacterized. Gene Ontology annotation, biological process: transmembrane transport. The record is from RefSeq and is a predicted model, not a curated record. Gene Ontology annotation, cellular component: membrane. Gene Ontology annotation, molecular function: ATP hydrolysis activity; ABC-type transporter activity; ATP binding. Lineage: Eukaryota; Fungi; Ascomycota; Eurotiomycetes; Eurotiales; Aspergillaceae. Bases 1 to 4545 code for a protein of 1514 amino acids. The transcript is spliced from 11 exons.
AUGGCGCAGCAAGAGGAAGACCACGAGGCCAUCGAGCCUACCUCUUCCCAGCACGACGGCCACGAACCACAGUCAAGCUCUGAUUCCUCUCCGGAAGAUACUUCUGCCCAAUCAAGGCGCCAUGGGGUGGUGUUUGACUAUAUCCGCCCUGAGGACCGCGCAGAACUUUCUCGCAUCGCGUCAAACUUCCCUCGGCACCGUGCCAGCGACUCUGGCAUAUCUGGAAUGACAAAUGUCGAACGCAAAGACACACUCGAAGAUGUCCAGCUAGGGGACCCAGUCCUCGAUCCUACAAGCGACCAGUUUGACCAUUACAAGUGGGCUCGCAUGAUGCUGAAGCUGAUGGACAAAGAAGGUGUUCCCGUCCGCAAAUCAACCGGUGUGGUUUGGGAGAACCUCAACAUCUCUGGCUCAGGAGCUGCAUUGCAGUACCAGAAAAAUGUUGGAUCGGUCCCGUUGGCGCCGUUCCGGCCUCAGGAAUACCUUUCUUGCGGGCGCCGUGCACCGCAGAAAAAGAUUCUGCGCAAUUUUGAUGGUGUUCUGGAGAGCAGCGAGCUGUUGAUUGUGCUUGGACGUCCUGGGAGUGGUUGCUCAACUUUCCUUAAAACCCUUUCUGGCGAGCUACACGGCUUGAAGCUGGAUAAGGAGUCGGAUAUCCAGUACAAUGGCAUUCCAAUGGAGAAGAUGCACAAGGAAUUCAAAGGAGAAGUCCUCUAUAACCAGGAGGUUGAUAAGCACUUUCCUCAUCUCACCGUCGGCCAGACUCUUGAGUUUGCUGCUGCUGCUAGGACUCCUGAACAUCGGUUGAAUGGGAUCAGUCGAACAUGUUACGCGAAACAUAUCACUCAGGUGGCCAUGGCUGUGUUGGGGUUGAGUCAUACAUACAACACCAAGGUUGGAGAUGACUACAUUCGCGGAGUAUCUGGAGGUGAGCGAAAGCGAGUCAGUAUUGCUGAGAUGGCACUUUCUGGAGCCCCAGUUGCAGCAUGGGAUAACAGUACCCGAGGCUUGGACUCUGCAAGUGCCUUGGAGUUUGCCAAAUCACUCAGAGUAUCCGCAAACCUGAUUGGCAGCUGCCACGCGGUUGCAAUCUAUCAAGCCUCGCAGGCAAUCUAUGAUAUCUUCGACAAGGUCAUUGUCUUGUAUGAAGGCCGAGAAAUCUUUUUCGGCCCUUGUAAUCAAGCCAAAGACUAUUUCUUGGAUAUGGGCUGGGAGUGUCCUGCGCGCCAAACAACCGGUGAUUUCUUGACCUCUGUCACCAAUCCACAGGAGCGUACCGCUCGUGAAGGGAUGGAGAACAAAGUUCCUCGCACUCCUGACGACUUUGAGAAGUACUGGAAAAACAGUUCUCAUUAUGCCGCACUUCAAAAACAUAUUUCUCAAUACCGAGAGGAGUAUCCGCUUGGAGGAGAGGCCGAAAGGAGCUUCAAUGAGACGAAGAGACUCCGGCAGGCAAAGCAUGUUCGGCCCAAGAGUCCAUAUGUCAUUUCGAUUUCGAUGCAGGUCAAGCUUUGUACGAAGAGAGCUUACCAACGAAUUUGGAAUGACAAGCCUUCCACAAUGACAACGGUCAUCGGACGUAUAGCCAUGUCCUUGAUUAUUGGAUCGAUUUAUUUUGGAACCCCCAACGCAUCGGCAGGAUUUCAAAGUAAAGGCGCAGCACUUUUCUUCUCGGUUCUAAUGAAUGCCCUCAUCAGUAUCACGGAGAUCAACUCUCUCUACGAUCAGCGACCAAUCGUUGAGAAGCAAGCAUCCUACGCCUUUGUCCAUCCAUUUACAGAAUCGCUAGGAGGAAUCGUCGCCGAUAUACCUGUCAAAUUCGUAUCAGCAGUCGUGUUCAACGUCAUUUUCUACUUUUUGGCCGGUCUACGAUACGAGCCCUCGCAAUUCUUCAUAUUCUUUCUCUUCACUUUCCUGAGCACUCUCGCAAUGUCAGGCGUAUUCCGAACAUUGGCAGCAUCUACAAAAACCCUUGCACAGGCCAUGUCCUUAGCUGGAGUGAUAGUCCUAGCAAUCGUCAUCUACACUGGCUUUGUGAUCACCGUACCUGAAAUGGUUGUUUGGUUUAGCUGGAUUCGAUGGAUCAAUCCAGUCUAUUACACCUUCGAAGCAUUGAUUGCAAACGAGUUCCAUGGCCGUCGCUUUACAUGUUCACGGUUUAUCCCUGCUUAUCCCAGUCUCACUGGAGAUUCAUUUAUAUGUGCCGUGCGAGGUGCUGUGGCGGGAGAACGGACUGUGUCCGGUGAUGCCUACAUUGAAACUCAGUAUAGGUAUACCUAUGCGCAUGAAUGGCGCAAUUUGGGGAUCUUGAUUGGGUUUUGGAUCUUUUUUGUAUCCCUGUAUCUGCUUGCCUCGGAGCUUAAUUCGUCUACCUCUUCGAAAGCUGAGUUCUUGGUUUUCCGUCGAGGCCAUGUUCCCGCUCAUCUGCGACACCUUAGGAACGGAGGAGGAAGCACCGGCUCAGCGGAGGUCAAGCAGGAAAAGCAUUCAGAAGCCGACAAAGAUACUUCUGCCAUUCCAGCUCAGCAUGAUAUCUUCACCUGGAGAAAUGUCUGCUAUGACAUCCCAGUCAAAGGGGGCGAACGACGUCUACUUGAUAAUGUCUCUGGCUGGGUCAAGCCCGGCACAUUAACAGCUCUGAUGGGUGUAUCGGGUGCCGGGAAAACGACUCUGCUUGAUGUUCUGGCUAAACGGGUCUCUAUUGGUGUUGUUACCGGGGAUAUGCUGGUCAACGGAAAAGCCCUCGAUGCCAGUUUUCAGAGGAAAACGGGCUAUGUUCAGCAACAGGACUUGCACCUUCCGACGGAUACUGUCAGGGAGGCACUUCGGUUCAGUGCUUUGUUGCGCCAGCCUAAGACUGUUUCCAAGAAAGAAAAAUAUGAUUACGUCGAAGAGGUCAUCGACAUGCUUGGUAUGCAGGAUUUUUCAGAUGCCAUCGUCGGCACACCUGGAGAAGGAUUGAACGUUGAGCAGAGGAAGUUGUUGACAAUUGGAGUCGAGUUGGCUGCAAAGCCUGCUCUUCUUAUUUUCCUCGAUGAGCCUACUAGCGGAUUGGACUCGCAAAGCUCAUGGGCUAUCUGCGCUUUCUUGCGAAAGCUAGCUGAACAUGGCCAGGCGGUUUUAUCGACGAUUCACCAGCCCAGUGCAUUGCUUUUCCAACAGUUUGAUCGUCUUCUGUUCCUCGCCAAGGGAGGAAGAACUGUCUACUUCGGUGAAAUCGGAGACCAGUCUCGGACUCUCCUGGACUACUUCGAGGGCAAUGGAGCCAGGACCUGUACUUCACAGGAAAACCCUGCGGAAUAUAUGCUUGAAAUCAUCGGUGCCGGCGCAUCUGGAAAGUCAACCCAAGACUGGGGUCAGGUAUGGAAACAAAGCCAAGAAGCCAGAGAUGUCCAAGCCGAGAUCGACCGCAUCCACGACGAGCGAGCCGCAGCAAACUCCAGCGAAGAAGGUGAAUCCCAGACAGGUGAAUACGCAAUGCCAUUUACCUCACAGUUAUGGCAAGUCACCUACCGAUCAUUCCAAGGUUUCUGGCGCGAACCAUCCUAUGUAUGGGCAAAGAUCAUGCUGGCAACGAUGUCCGGGCUAUUCAUCGGAUUCACCUUCUUCAAGCCAGACAUUUCUCUACAGGGGCUCCAGGAUGUCUUGUUCAGCGCUUUCAUGCUAACCUCAAUCUUCUCAACGCUCGUACAACAGAUCAUGCCCAAAUUCGUAGUUCAGCGUUCCCUCUACGAAGUACGCGAACGUCCCUCAAAAGCAUACUCCUGGGGCGCAUUCCUGAUAGCAAACGUCAUCGUCGAAAUCCCAUAUCAAAUCUUCAUUGGAGUCAUCAGCUGGGCAUGCUACUACUACCCGAUCUAUGGCUCAGCCCAAGCUUCCCAGCGCCAGGGCUUGAUGCUACUAUUCGUCGUUCAGUUCUAUAUUUUCACAUCUACUUUCGCAUCCCUUGUGAUCUCGUCCCUACCCGACGCCGAAACGGGUGGUACCAUUGCCACACUCUUGUUUAUCAUGGCCUUGACCUUCAACGGUGUUAUGCAACCGCCGAACGCCCUGCCCGGGUUCUGGAUCUUCAUGUACCGUGUCUCGCCGCUGACAUAUCUGAUUGCUGGCAUUACGGCGACGGGUUUGCAUGCUCGUCAGGUUCAUUGUGCGGAUGCUGAGCUUAGUGUCUUCAAUCCGCCUGCUGGGUUGUCCUGUGGUGCGUACCUUGAUCCGUAUGUCCAGGCUGCUGGUGGUCAGCUCUAUAAUCCUACUGCUAUGAGUGGAUGUCAGUUCUGUCAGCUGCAGAAUGCGGAUCAGUAUUUGUCUUCCAGUAAUAUCUUCUACAGUGAACGCUGGCGCAAUUUCGGUCUCGGCUGGGCCUAUAUCGGUUUCAAUGUGGCUGGUACUGUUCUGCUCUACUACAUGUUCCGUGUUAAGCAUUACAACCCUACCUCAUUGGUGCGCGGUAUUGGACGGGGCGCUUCGUUCUUGUGUCGGGUCUUUAAGCGGCGAUCUGGACAGACGCCUAAGGGCAAGGAGGCGGAUAAUGGUCGGUUGGUUUGA